AUGGCAGACCUCCAGGGGCGCAAGGUCUUCAAGGUCUUCAACCAAGACUUCAUCGUCGACGAGCGGUACACCGUGACCAAGGAGCUCGGUCAGGGCGCAUAUGGCAUCGUCUGCGCCGCCGUGAAUGGCCAGACCAACGAGGGCGUCGCUAUCAAGAAGGUCACCAAUGUUUUUAGCAAGAAGAUCCUGGCCAAGCGUGCCCUGCGCGAGAUCAAGCUGCUGCAGCAUUUCCGGGGGCAUCGAAACAUUGCAUGCCUCUAUGACAUGGACAUUCCUCGUCCCGAUAACUUCAACGAGACAUAUCUCUACGAGGAGCUUAUGGAAUGCGACCUGGCAGCCAUCAUCCGUUCGGGCCAGCCCCUGACCGACGCCCACUUCCAGUCCUUCAUCUACCAGAUCCUCUGCGGUCUCAAGUACAUCCACUCGGCCAACGUCCUGCACCGCGACCUCAAACCUGGCAACUUGCUUGUCAACGCCGAUUGCGAGCUGAAGAUCUGCGACUUUGGCCUGGCUCGUGGCUUCUCAGUCGACCCGGAGGAGAACGCUGGGUACAUGACCGAAUAUGUGGCAACCAGGUGGUACCGCGCGCCCGAGAUCAUGCUCAGCUUCCAGAGUUACACCAAGGCCAUUGACGUGUGGUCUGUCGGCUGUAUUCUUGCUGAGCUGCUCGGAGGCCGGCCCUUCUUCAAGGGUCGCGACUACGUCGACCAGCUCAAUCAGAUCCUCCACAUCCUCGGCACACCCAACGAGGAGACACUCUCGCGCAUCGGCUCGCCCCGUGCGCAGGAGUAUGUGCGCAACCUGCCGUUCAUGCCCAAGAAGCACUUCCCCGCGCUGUUCCCCAACGCGAACCCAGACGCGCUCGAUUUGCUGGACAAGAUGCUCGCGUUCGAUCCCUCAAGCCGUAUCAGCGUCGAGCAGGCCCUCGAGCACCCCUACCUUCAGAUUUGGCACGAUGCUUCGGACGAGCCGGACUGCCCGACCACCUUCAACUUUGACUUUGAGGUCGUCGACGAUGUUGGGGAGAUGCGCCGCUGCAUCUUGGACGAGGUGCAUAGGUUCCGCCAAAGCGUGCGAACAGCGCCAGGGAGUGGUGCGCAGGGCGGCGGACCUAAUCAGCAGCAAGUGCCGGGUCAGGUACCCAUGCCUCAGAACAAUGGACAGUGGACAGCCGAGGACCCGCGUCCGCAGGAGUAUGUCGGACAGCAUGGCGGGCUUGAGCAGGACUUGGCCGGUGGGUUGGAUGCGUCGCGGAGGUAA
Molecule: messenger RNA, 1260 nt
Organism: Emericellopsis cladophorae
Lineage: Eukaryota; Fungi; Ascomycota; Sordariomycetes; Hypocreales; Bionectriaceae
Product: Mitogen-activated protein kinase spm1
Exons: 3
Coding region: 1-1260 (419 amino acids)
Biological process (GO): intracellular signal transduction; protein phosphorylation
Cellular component (GO): cytoplasm; nucleus
Molecular function (GO): MAP kinase activity; ATP binding
Source: RefSeq, a predicted model, not a curated record